Molecule: messenger RNA, 2979 nt
Organism: Fusarium musae
Lineage: Eukaryota; Fungi; Ascomycota; Sordariomycetes; Hypocreales; Nectriaceae
Exons: 2
Coding region: 1-2979 (992 amino acids)
Biological process (GO): regulation of DNA-templated transcription; circadian rhythm
Cellular component (GO): cytoplasm; nucleus
Source: RefSeq, a predicted model, not a curated record
AUGCCACUUAACGAAACCACCUCCCACGGAACGCAACCUCCGCCGUCUUCGUCCAAGACUGGCCAUCCUCUACCUCGGCGUACCUCUCCCGCCAAUUCUGUCACCCUGCGCCAUCACCGACUGGCACAAGAUGCAUCAAUUAACGCCGGCCAGGGCUCAGGGCCCGCUGUCAAGCCAACUAAGACAGGAUCACCUCGACGAAACUCAUCGGGCGACAGUCAUGAGACUGGUCAGAGCGAUCCCAACACAUGGUUUGACCAGUCAAAUCAAAACCCAACGGCAACUUUCGACAGCAACGUUAUGGAAGUUGACCCCCCUUUCUUUCAAAAAGAGUCCGACUCUUCGAAUGAAGAGAAGAUAUACUACAACCACCAACUCGCCCCCCCUAAGCUCACUACGGCACACAGCAGCAGUGCAGACGAUUACAGAAGUGUCAUCGAUGAUCUCACUGUAGAGAUACAGAAGCUGAGGGAGGAGCUCAAGCGAUACAAGAACACCGGUCCCGAUAUGCUCCGAAAGGAGAAGCUCUUCGAAAUCAAGGUUCAUGGACUGCCGAAAAAGAAGAAGAGAGAGCUGGAGGCGACACUCCGAGAUUUCGCUGCAAGUCUUGAAGGGUCUCCCAACGCGUCAUCAACACAGAAAAAGAAGUCUCGACACGCUACUCGCGAAAACAUGUAUUCUGGAUCUGGAUCGAAACAUGCUUCAUCUUCCUCAGGGUCAAAUUUUCGCCCAGCCGACUCUGCAUACGCCUCUAUGUCAACCGGCGCCAACUCGGGAACGUCUUUGAGCCGUCCUAGCAUGGGUUCUCAGGCCAAGUCGUCUGAGGCGGUUGAAAGUUAUCUCCGUGAUAUCCCUGAAGGGUUAUACCCGAGACACAUGAUUAUGACGGAGAAAGAGAGAAAGAAGCUUGUUGUUCGCCGUCUUGAACAAUUGUUCACUGGAAAGAUUGGUGGGCGCCAUGUGGUGAAAAAGCAGCCCGUGUUGCCUAGUGGAAGUUCUGCAGCUCUGGCACCAGUUGUCGCUGAGACACAGCCCACUGUCUCAAACACGUCAAAUUCGAUCCACGAACCACCAGCUUUACAGACCAGCGGUAAAGAGCCCACUAGAGAAGCUCGAAUUCUUCCCCUUGAGCAGCAAUCUGGUCACUCUGGUAAAAAGAGUCGAUCUGCUGACAAUGCAUCUGCCUCCAAUUCCAAUGGCGACAAUACCGAGUCCGGUGGUAAUGGCAACAGCACAGGGUCAGGCACAAACACGACUCCUCCCAUGACGACCUUGCCCGAGCAACGGCCCACACGGCCUCGUGAUUUAGACCCUGACCGUGCUCAGGUUCCAGCCGAGAACAUGGACUAUAUUCGCCAUCUGGGCUUGGUACCUCCGGAGCUGCUAGCCGAACAACAUAGCCAGGAUGUGCACCCGGAUGCUGAGGGAUGGGUUUAUCUGAAUUUGUUGUGCAACUUGGCUCAACUUCAUAUGAUCAAUGUGACGCCCGACUUUGUCCGCUCAGCUGUUUCAGGAAUAAGCACAAAAUUUCAGCUGUCUCCUGAUGGCCGAAAGAUUCGAUGGCGAGGUGGAACAGAGGGAACAAGAUUCAGCAGUGACAGCUCUGGAUAUAAUUCUCAAAAGAGUCCAUCUACAGACGACACUGAGGAUGGAAUGGAAAACAAGCGCAAGCGUCAGAAAACUGGGCGUUCCACAGGCGACGAGUUCCAGUCCGGAAGCUCAAGCAAGAAUGGCUUGAAGUUUGACCCACAGCUUUGUGCUCCAUCCGAAAGUUUCCAUUACAAACCCUUGUUCGCUCAGCAGGAUUCAUCGGGUGGCCAGACAUCACUCGAUGAAACCGUUUCUUCCUUCGGUCCUCCAGAGGAAAGUAAUAUUGGUGAAUCGAGAUGGGGGCUAAGUGGCUCAGGAGCCUCCAGCCGCAGGAAGCGCCGCCAUGAUGGUGCCAUUAUCUACUAUAGCGGCGCUCCAUUCUGCACAGAUCUAUCUGGAGAUCCCGGAGAUAUGUCGCCAACGACGCAGAUGCGCGCUGCUGGUCAGACCCAGACAGAUCAAGAUACCUUCAAGGUCCCCCCAUCACCUCUCCGACGAACAGAUUCAGGUUCCUUCAUCAACUAUCGGCCGUUGACCGAUCGUGGGCUCUUGUCUAGUCAGCAAAGUACAGCCAUGGAUGUCGAUAGUGAAGAUCCCCCCAGCCUGACAGAUGAUGCCGACGAUUUGAGCGAGGUUGAUCUUGACUUCACGUGGUCUGAUAAGGCACAGUACAUGCAGCACUUCCCUCUUGAGCCUUGCGGCUUAGGAGGAGUUUUACCCGAAGACCAUUUCAUGGUUGUUGUUUCAACCAAGCGACCUAAGCAAGACGAUUUGUCUGCGUUACCACAAGUUUGCGGUAGAAGGUUUAGUGAAAACACGGAUGGUAUCAUUCGGCGAUUGGCGACUAUGACAACGUCCUCACCGGACUUGGGAGCUUCAAAAUCGCUUCCUGCUACGCAUUCUCUCCCCAUUGAGAUUGAAUACAUGUCAGGCCGUAUCAAGCGGCUGACACCAGUUUCGCUGCCUCCUCCUGCAAUUUUCUUUCCGCCGUUCAGCCCUACCGAAUCUACAGCCGAUGACGAUUAUGACGAUUCAGAUGAUGUCGACAUGUCUUCGUCCUUAAGAGAUCUUGUUGGCCAACGAACAGUGCAACGCCGUUCAGAUGGAUAUCCUGAUGGCGUUGACCUUAGCAGUGGCGACGAAGAAGGUGAUGAACCUGAUGAUUCGCCGAAUCAGAAUAUUUAUGACAUGAAUCGAGACCCAAAGGCGUUGCCAAAUCGGCCCCGACAAGCCGCACGUCGUACCAGUAGCGCUGCUGCGGCUGCUGGCACUGCUCGGGGCGCAAGUAAGAGUAACAGUGCCAACCCGGCGCUUUCACAUGAUGAGAGUUCUGUUGAUACUGCUGGAGCGAUUGAAAGUGGUUACAGCAGUAGCGAGGAAAGCGCUUAA